Messenger RNA from Limulus polyphemus (Atlantic horseshoe crab), 2270 nucleotides. Its product is annotated as EMI domain-containing protein 1-like. Bases 193 to 1767 code for a protein of 524 amino acids. NCBI's taxonomy places the organism in Eukaryota, Metazoa, Arthropoda, Merostomata, Xiphosura, Limulidae. Gene Ontology annotation, molecular function: protein binding. The record is from RefSeq and is a predicted model, not a curated record. The transcript is spliced from 9 exons.
UAGAGAAAGCGCACGUUACCGCGUGCUAUCUCUUUCUCAGUGAUGACCUGGUGAUACUUUUGUCCAAGCGCGUUACGAUUGGAACAAAGAAGAAGAAAAAAAGAUUUUGUUAUGACAGCAUCCAUUUGAAACUUGUGGCGAAGAAUUUCUGUUCGCAAGUAAUUUGAAAGAACGCAAUUACUGCCUGGAAAGAUGGUGGCCAAAGACAUUAGAAGACCGGUGCUUCUGGUACUGUUUGUUAGUUUUGCUUAUAUUUCUAACCGAAACUUAGGAAACGCUCGCUUCACUGAACGAAAGGGGAACUGGUGUUCGUACAAAGUCUCCAAGAUGGUGCCCUGUAAAGAGAGGAACGGUACAGAGACGUUUAUUGGUCGGAACUGGCAGCGUUGUUGGCAGUGGCCCUAUAACCGUAACUGUGGUGGCACCUAUCGUGUAAUGCGAAGGCCUAAGUAUAUCACGACUUAUAAAUCGGUUACUCAGACUGUAUGGAAGUGUUGCCCUGGUCACAGUGGGGACCACUGCGACAAUAAUUGCUACAACUGCUCAUCAUUCAAGACUCUUGAGCGAAGACUUCGACUCCUAGAAUCUCAAUUUUCCCGUGUUCGACGCUACAAGUCAUCCAGAGAUUCAGCAUCUGAAGACGACAGUGAUAGUUCUGAAGAAAUUGAACCCGCAUCUGGUCAUGGAAGGCAACCUGUAACAGUGCCUGGUCAUUCUGCCAAAGGAAAACUGUUUGAAGAAAGUCCUCAGAAGAGUCCUACAAGUGAUCCCGAAUAUGGGGUUUUUAGGCAAAACGUGGACACUCAGUCUUGUAACUGUCCACCUGGUCCACCAGGCGCAACAGGUUUUCCAGGACAGAAUGGAAGGCCAGGAAUAAAAGGCGAUUCUGGAGCUCCUGGCCAGAAUGGACUUCCAGGAAGAACUGGACCUCCAGGCCCUAGAGGCCCACCUGGACUUCCCGGGCCUCCAGGUGAUGUUUACGAAGGAGUAAGAAGAGGAGACACUAGAUUUUCAGAUUAUGAACAAGCUGAUAGACUGCGUGGUCCUCCAGGACCACCUGGCCUUCCUGGAGAACCAGGACUUCCCGGCUUGGAAGGGAAGGAAGGUCCGCCUGGAAAAGAUGGAAUUCCUGGAAUAUCUGCACCACCAGGACCCCAGGGCCCCCGUGGCCCUCAAGGUCCUCCUGGGCCACCAGGUCCAAGAGGAGAACCUGGACCAGUGGGACUGCCUGGACUACCAGGAGAGCCUGGUCUAGAAGGUCGCACUGGCCGUCCUGGGCCUCCAGGACCUCCUGGAUUAAAUUUCCGAGCCAGUGGUAUUAGUCCGCCUAUUGGAGCCCAAGAUGCCCCGAUUGAUGCCCCCAAAGAAGAUGAUUUGCCCCUGCCUUGGACUCUGCUAGAGAUGAUUGAAAGCCUUCAAGAACAGGUAGAUAAAUUAGACGCCAGAGUCUCUCUCAUCGAGGACCUACUGCCAAAGUUUUUAAAAGAAAUAAGAGAGCAUCCAACUGGUAUUCGCACUGAUCGUUAUCCAUUGGAAGAUAUUCCACCAGAACCAGGAAUAUACCCUUACCCGCAAACCUUGGCUUCUCGCAGGGGUAUACCCGGAAGCCCGGACUUCCCUCACGUGGACACAGGCGUGGAUGUAGUCAACAGCGUCAUCAGAGGAGAUGUUGUUGAUCCUUACAGGCACAUGUUGGGAGAUGAGAAGGAUUCCUCCGACUCCAGCGAUGGCGGUAAAGAAAAGCCUCCUGGUGUGACAGCUGGCUAGUUUUGGUCAUUACUGAACCUUCGUAACGUCCUACAUCUCAUUUAAUAGAUGUAUGUUUUAAACUUUCCCUGGGUUGUUUUAUCUUGAUUUAUAGUAGAUAAUGUUACUGAUAAUUUCACCACUAAAAUAUUAAUUUGUUUUAUAACCAUUUCUAUACUAUUACCUAUUACAAAGAACCACUCCUCAAAAAACAAACACAUUUAUUUGCUAGAAUUAAAUUAGCAGAUAUGAUUUUGUAUAUCAAAUAUGUCAUUCUUUGAUUAUAUAAAUCUUUCAUAGCUUUAUAAUUCAGUGUUACUAUUAAACAGGAUAAGCUUCUUUUGGGAGUACGCAUGCGUAGGAUACCUUGAUAAAGUGAUUUUUUUAAGGCUACAAUAGUGUUUUAUCACUCAGUACCUAUUUUAUCAAACGUGUCACUGCUGGCAAAGAAUACUGUCUAUGUAUUUUUAACAAGGUUCUACUUUUGUAUUUCACUCGUCGUUCCAAUAAAAAAUUUGUCAGCA